Messenger RNA from Ahaetulla prasina, 5999 nucleotides. RefSeq names its product fibrosin (gene FBRS). The coding region runs from base 2068 to 5289 and encodes 1073 amino acids. Lineage: Eukaryota; Metazoa; Chordata; Lepidosauria; Squamata; Colubridae. The record is from RefSeq and is a predicted model, not a curated record. The transcript is spliced from 19 exons.
CCCUCUAUGACAUGGGAGUUUAAAGGAAGGAACUAUCCCCGCCCGCUCUCUUCCGGCGGAGGGAUUCCGUCGCUUUCAUCCAUCCGUUCGCUGGCGGAAGGAUAUGACGCUGUGGGCGGAGUUGCGUGUCGUGCGCAGAGAGGAAGGAGAUCCGGCAGAGACAGCUAGGGAGAGAAGGAGUCUGAGGGGCAGCAGCUGAGACGAAGCGAGGAAAAAAGGGACUUUGCUGCCGCCCCCGUGAGGGGGAUGCAACGCGACCAAGGCAGCUGCUUUACUUCCGCGCCUUCAGGCCGCCGCCGCCCCCCCAUCCUUACCGCUCGGCUCCAGCCAGUCAGCUGGGGGGCGAGCGCCAGACGAGCGGAGGGAGCCGGCCUCGCUGCCCGUCAGGCGUAGAGGCUCGCGGGACGCCCCGCCGAGCGCCCGGAGAGGGGGCGACACCGGCAGCGGCGACUCGAAACUACCCUCAACACCGGCGCUCUUAAAGGUACAGGCCGGGGGUGUGGUGGUGGGGGACAGCGAGAAGAGGGGACACUUUUCCGCCGGAGGACAAGAAACACCUCAAACCUUCAGCUCCUGUCAAUGGAUUUAAAGGGAACUCGGCCUUCUUAAAGGGGAAGUUUGUCUUCGGGCCUCAUUGUGACUUAACAGGGAGGGCCGGCUCUUAAAGGGGCCGCCGGAGGACUUUGGACGCUGGAUGCCCAAAGGGGAGCGCGAGCUGAGUCGAGGAAGCGCUUUGGAGGCCCUGAAAUGCCGAUGGUGGAAACAAAAAAAGUGGCUGUCUGACGAGGAGGACUUUAAAAAUAAUAAUUUAAAAAAUAAUAAUAAUCAAGGUGCUUAAAGGCGAGGCCAUUCUUCGACAGGAAACGUGUGGCGGACUGUUAAUCGGACGUUCUUAAAGGGGAUGGAAUGAAAGGAAGCAGAUUCUCAAGUCUGGACUUUUAAAGGGCAAGGUCAUACCUUUUAGGAGGAGCCCGGGAGAACUUAAUAAAAAUUUAAAAAAGAACCCCGUAAGAUUUUCAAAAGGCAACGUUUCUUCGAAAGGAAAUGCCGCCAGGGGAAUAAUUCUGGGAGUCCUCCGUCCCCAAAGCGAAGGGGAAGCUAAUGCUCUCUGAGAAGGAAGCCAUUUGCCAUUGUUGGCAGAAAAGCCGCAUCUGCAGUCUUAAAGGGGAGGCUCUUGAAGCGCUUAUUAGCCCUCUCUGGGUAAAUUAAAAAGCCUCCUUCCAGGCAGAAGCCCUAAGGCUAGGUGAUGCUCUUUAGAAACAUAAACACUAUAUCUCUUUAAAUAAAUCCAGGCACUUAAAUCAGAAGCUUCAAAGGAAGAAGCAACAAACUGGCCAGUACCACAAGUUGAUUCAGUAGAUCCCAUCUCUCUAUGACUGAUCCAAGAUCAGAGGGAUGUAAAAUUCUGAUUAAAGCAAGGUGGUUGGUGUUUUUUUUUGGUGGUGGUUUUUUUUUUUUUUUGAUGUUUGAUUUUUUUCUUCUUCUUCUCUUGGAUACAAAGGUGAAGCUGUACCUUAAAAGAGAGCUCUGUUUCCUGACGCAGGCUAAUUUCCUAUUAAAGGGUUAUUAGAUCGGUUUGAUCUUAGAAUUUUCUUUCAAAAGUAUUUAAUUAUUUUUUUUGACUGAUUAGUCUGGCCUUGAGGAGGAAGUCAAAAAAGCAGAAGUUGCCAUUUGUAUUUUCCUUAAGAGAGAAUUAAACCUGAGCAAAAGAGUUACUUCCUUGACUUUCCAGAGCAAAAAGAAACUUUUUGGAUUUUGAUUGGGUUUUUUUACAUGUAAAUCAAGAAAAGUUGCUAACAGUUCAGCUGUAGAAGCCAAGGACUUCUUGUAAAGGAAUACAAAAAAAUAUUUUUUCUCUCUCUCUCUAUAAAGCAAUAUAAAAGAGAACUUCUUUUCACAAGCGUGGUGCUUUUCUCCUUGGCUUCCAUGGAAGAGCAGAAAGCUAACAGGGACAGCUGCAAUGCUUCUGGCUGGUGAGGGGUGAAAGGUGUCUUCCUUCUUUUUCACGUGCCUGCAACAGCCAUUAGACACAACACAUUUAUUUUCUGUACCUCAGAGGGGAGCAUAAUGGAAGGAACAACAGCAGCUCCUACCCCAUGUUGGAGUGGGGGAGGAGGCAGCAGUAGCCGAGCACGGAUACAGCGACGUUGCUCACGGCGGGACCGUGAGAGUCGCUGUGCACGCCGUAGAGGAAGCCGUCUUGGAGACCCUCCCCAUCGGGGCUUGUCCCCUUCCUCAUCUUCAGCCUCAGACAGUGAAGGCCCCUCUCCACUUGCCCCUAUGGCUCCUAGCAAAGGACGCCCCCUACAGCGGCGACGGCGACGGCCCCUCCGACGGCGGAAGAGAGUUUCCGGAUCAUCUUGCAGUCGUGAGGAGGAAGAAGAAGAGGAGGAAGAAGAGGACCUCAUUGAUGGCUUUGCCAUUGCGAGCUUUGUCAGUUUAGAGGCACUUGAGAAGAUGAAGAGAAGAGAUGAAAAGAAAACAUGGACAUUUAUGCAGCUGCGAUAUCACAGCUUUUAUUCAGAGGGUAGAAUGUCUGCAGCCAUUAUAAUGCCCACCUUGUCACUCCUGCAGAAGGAUGCAACCUUGAAGACUCCAGAGCGAUUGGAGCUUCGGCUGAAACAUUCGGGAAAGAGGAAACGGGGUGAGGGAAACAAUUCUGAGCCUGAAGAUGAAGACGAAGGCUCAGAAAAAGAUCGUAGCCAGGGCUGUAGAGGGGAGAGAGCACUGAGGAAACGAAGCAAGAGACGGCACAAACAGCCUUCUCUCCAAUCUUACCUGGAAACUGGAUAUAUAUGUGAUGCAGAAAGCGACCCAGAGGAGCAGGCCUCCAUUGAUGACCUCGAACAGUCAUUCACUGUCUCAACCAGCAAAGCCUCGGGACCCAUUGGUGCAUUAAAUGGGAGCUGUGAAGCCAAACUCUCUGUGAUCUCUAAAGUCUCUGGCCUGGAACGGAGCCAGGAGCGUAACUAUGAGGCUGACCGGGACUCUCUGCUAGUGCCUUUCCUGCCUAAGGAACCCCCUUCUCAGGCAGCUACUGCCCCUAUUUUGGCUCAGGCCUUGCCUCCAAGUCCUCCUGCCCCACCUCCUGUCAAGACUCGGGCUCAGACACCUAAUACUGUUCGUGGGACGCCCCAGCCCAAAGGCCAGCUUCCUCCCAUGCCUCAGAGUGGAGCAGUUACCCACAGCCUUGCCCAGAGCCAACUGCACAUGAAGGUGCCACCCUUUGCCAGCCAGACACAGGCACCAUACACUGUAGGGCUCGACCUCAGCACUGGAGGGUGCAGCCGCGGUGCAGCUCACCCCAAGCCCAUCCUCCCACCCUGCUCCCCCUCUUCUUCUCAGCUCCCUCACCGGCCUUCCACCCCCUCACUGGCCCUGCCUCCCCACGCCUUUCCCUCCACCCUUCGCCCCCCUUCCCACCACCACCCAGGCAUGUUCACUCCCUCGCCUGGCCUCCCACCGCCACCCCCGUUGCUUCAAGUUGCUGGGCACCCAGCUGCAGCCGCUGCCAUAUCUGAACAAGAAUUAAUCCGCCAGGACUUGAGUUCUCGAUUCCUCACGACGCAAGGCGGGGCCGACAUGGGAGCUGCUGCCAUUCGCCCUCUGGCUUUCCAGUUCCACCAACACAACCACCAGCACCAGCACACCCACCAGCACACCCACCAGCACUUCACUCCUUUUCCGUCAAGCAUGGUGCCCGCACCCAGCCCAGCCAUGUAUGAGAAGUACCCUGGGAAAAUGGAUGGGCUUCUGAGACAUAAUUUUUAUCCUGCCUACCCCCCAACCGUGUCGGGGAUUUCCCCAGUCCUGCCUCCUGCUGUGAAUUUUGGCUCCCUGCAGGGGGCAUUCCAACCUAAGAGCACUAAUCCUGACCUGCCUUCCCGGCUGGGUGCUGUCCCACCCAGCAUGUCCCAGAAAGGCACCCAGAUCACCGAUCAUUUCAGGCCGACCUUGAGAAAGCCGGGGAAGUGGUGCGCCAUGCACGUCCGUGUGGCAUAUAUGAUCCUGCGGCACCAGGAGAAAAUAAAGCUGAUGCAGGGCGAUCCCCAUAAAUUGGAUUUCCGGAAUGACCUCCUCACUGGUUUGCCUGAGACUGGAGUCUUUGGCAGUCUGCCCCAUGGCCAGGAGCUGGCACGACCUGCCACCCUUUUCACAGCCGCUGGUGUCGUCCAUCCAGGCAAUGCCCCCUCCUUUGGCCCUGCCGCUACUCCUCAUGGCUCUUUCCUCAACCCCAGCCCCCACAUUGAUCCCUUUGGCAGGCCUCCUAGCUUUGCCUCUCUGGGCGCCCUCUCCAACGGGGCAUUUGGUGGCCUUGGCAAUCCAUCCUUCAACUCAAGUGCAAUCUUUGGGCAGAAGGACAGUCCUGGAGCUCCUGCCUUCCCUAGUCCACAUGAGGCAUGGAAUCGCUUACACCGUACACCUCCUUCCUUCCCUGCUGCCCCAGCCUGGCCCAAAGGUGGUAGCAGUGACGGAACAGAGCGUGGAAGCAGCCAGCUUGACAAGGAGAGUGAGAAGUCUGAAGGGCCAGUGAUCAAGGAUGAGAAGGACAGAGAUUCUGGCUUCUUCUCCCGCCAUUCACUACGCUCCUCUCCAGCUACUCCCACCUCAAAGAAUCCAUCGCUGAUCCACGAGGAGCCUCCAAGUCGACCCCAUGUACAAGCAGAACGAGAACAUCGCUAUGGCAGCCCAGCAAGUUCAGGCCAUGCCUCCCGCUCCCCUUACCCAGAGUUGCCUCUCAAGAAAGAAGUAAAGAUCAAGGAAGAGCCAGAGUUGUCUGGCUUUGAGGGAGCUCUACGCACGGGUGCUUCUUAUCACAGCACCAUGCAUGUCUCCCACCCCCUGGGGACCCUGGCUGUGUUUGAGAGACCCCAAGCUGGGACUGGAGGAAGCGUCUCUCCCUACUUGGUGGCCACUCCACCCUCAGCUGCCUCCUAUGCUGCGCUUGAGGCAUGGCGAGAGCCCUACCACCGGGGCCUGGAGUUGCACCCACUGCAGCGCCUGCCCCGCUACCUGGAGACUCCAUCACCUGCUGCUGCUGCUGCUGCUGCUGAGGACUACGAAAGAGCCCGGUUGUAUGGUUUGGCUCCCCCGCCGCACCCCAGCCUCAUGGCUUAUCCCCGCCAUCAAAACGGACUGCUGGCAAAAGCCACACCGUCGGCAGCUGUGGGACUGCUGAGCGCCCCACCACCUCUCAUCCCAGCUUCCAACACUCGGCCCUGCUCCCCUCGACGAGCCCCCGAUAUACGAGAACUGGCGGCCUCCUACAAGGACCGGGACUCCAGAUAAUGGUGCUCUGGUGGCGCUCUGGAAUGUGAACACCUCUAUCAAGCAACCACCCUGAUCUCCAGGAACUGAUGGGACAGGAUCAGGGGAGUCUAGGAGGCCCGUCCAAAUUAGUGGGGAGAGGGAGGUGGCUUUUUGGUCAGUAGAGCCCGAGUUAGGGAUAUGCUGCUGUCAUCACCCGGAAGGACUUUGACAUUGGAGUUGAAUAACGGGGUUCAUUUGGGGGAAGAGGUCAGGAAGGCAGGUGCCUGUUGUUGUUCCUGAUUUCUGCAAAGGCCUCCUCUUCCAGCCUUUGAAGAUGUCAGGAUUUCUGUUCUCCUUCCAGCAUUCCUGCUGUGCUAAAAACAGGCUCAGUGCGUUCUUUAUCCUCAGUGGACUGAUGGGAAGGCUGCUUUCAGAAGAAGUGGGAGGGCACCUCCCUCUUGAGGCAGUGUAAAUAUUUAUAUAUUCUUCCCUAGGCAGAUAGGGGAAAGGUUUUUGUACAUUUAUAAAAGGUUUGAGAUUGUGAUUUAAAAAGUGACUUCUCUUCUUCCUCCACACUCCUGCCCUUUUGUUCCCCCUUGUUUUUACUGUACUGCUCUUUUUUAUACCUGUAUUCAGUCACUCCUGGUCCCUUUCCUUCUCCUGUAAUUAAUGGGAUGGUGCAACACACUUGUCCAGUGCCCUUUUCUUCCCCAGGCUGGUUAAUUAAACUCCAAACUGGUACUUCUUGA